AUGAUCUCUAAGGUUUUUGACUUCAUGAAGAAAUCCAAAUCGUCCAUUCAACUAAACAACACACCAGUCCUCGAUCUUCUCUCUUCCUCAUCAUCAACCAAACCAAAAGCUUUGUACGAUGUGUUCAUCAACCACAGAGGAUCCGACACAAAGAGAAACAUUGCAACGUUGCUUUACGACAAUCUCAAUGCCCGUAACAUACGUCCAUUCUUGGAUAGCAAGAACAUGAAGCCUGGAGAUAAGCUUUUUGAUCACAUCAACCGCGCCAUUUUCACUUCUAAAGUUGCUAUAACCGUAUUUUCUCCCAACUAUUGCGAUUCCUAUUUCUGUUUGCACGAGCUUGCUCUUAUAAUGGAGUCCAAUAAAAGGGUUAUACCGAUAUUUUUCGACAUCAAACCUUCACAACUCGAUGUUAUGAUCGAAAAGGUGACAUGUUCUGAUAGUGAAAUACGACGGUUUAGAUGGGCUCUUCAAGAAGCUAAAGAUACAGUUGGGCUUACGUUCGAUUCCUGUAAAGGGAAUUUAUCGGAGGUUGUCAAGAUUGCAUCUGAUGUUAUCGUUGAGAGGUUGGUGGAGUUAGAGGAUGAACAUGAAGAUGUUAAGGCGUUGGAAGAACUUUAA
This is a messenger RNA of Eruca vesicaria subsp. sativa (arugula), 621 nucleotides long. NCBI's taxonomy places the organism in Eukaryota, Viridiplantae, Streptophyta, Magnoliopsida, Brassicales, Brassicaceae. The record is from the annotation of a GenBank genome assembly.